Pelobates cultripes (western spadefoot toad) is the source of this 9892-nucleotide messenger RNA. NCBI's taxonomy places the organism in Eukaryota, Metazoa, Chordata, Amphibia, Anura, Pelobatidae. The record is from the annotation of a GenBank genome assembly.
CGGGAGCCACCCGAGGUGAUAUAAGCUGGACUCCAACACAAUGACGCCAUCAAAACUCUGUAGCUCCUGUGAAGGACGAACGUAGUAUCGGAGAUCAGACACAGAGCCAGCGCCAUGCCCAGAGGAAGCCGGAGCAGGACCUCCCGGGUGGCCCCUCCAGCCAGGUAACCGAUACAGGGUGGCUGCUAGCCCGCUCGGCCUCUCACUGUGUGCCGGGGCUUAUUAAUAUAGCGAGGCCUGGGCUGUCAGAGCAGUCACAUGUCACUCAGGGCUGGAUUAUCUGCUCCAGGCAGACUGUGCUGAUAUACAGCCAUCAUAGGGCUCCAAUAGAACUCUAUCUGCCAGAGCAUCACGGGAAAUGUAGUCCUCAGCAGCCAGAGGGUCAGAGCUUAGCCCUCACUGUUACACAACAUGUAGUGAGUGAUCGGUGUGGCUGCAGGGAGAUUGGCCAAGUUAAAUACUAAUAGUGGUUAUGGUUUAGUUAAAAGAACACUCUGAGGUCACAUAUUAACAUGGUUUAGUUAAACAUUUGGAUUCUUUAUUUCUUCUUAUAUCUCCUCAUUAAAAACUAAACAAAGAAUGAAGAAAUUAAUUAAUCUGUAAUCCAGCACCAGUGUCAGUCUCCCCUCAGCCUCCUAGCGUACUUUACUAAGCUAGAUCGUCCAGUCCAAUGCUUUUUAUAGAGAAGCGUUUGAGACCUGCAACUCAUGCGCUACUGACACUGGUUGCAUACAGCGCUUGGUGAGGACGUUAAAAUGACGAGGGCUGUGAGACAGAAAUUAGAGGUGUGGUUUAGGCAAAAUGUAAACAUUGCACUUUAAAGUAAAUUACGAAAGGUACAGGAUCUGUACCUGCACCCCGACCAUUUUAUGAAAAGGAUUCUCAAAGUAUCAGAACCAUUACAGCUUAGUGUAGACGUUCUUUUGCAAAGAGACUGUCCCUACAAUCUCUCAAUUGUAAACACUGCAAAAAGGCAGCGUGUUCAUUGAGCGAUAAGGAUACCUCUAGCGAUUGUCACUCAGGCAGCCGCUAGAUGCAUUCCUUUCUUGCAGAACUGACGCUCAACACCUUAAAUGUCUUUAUGAAGGUGCUGCAUGCUCCCCACAAAGAUGCAUUUCUAUGUGGAGAUGUUGAUUGGUGUAGCUUGGUAAUUAUUGCGCUUACACAAUUAUGUUAUUUAUAAAGCGUCAACAAAUUCCGCAGUGCUCUACAAUGGGUGGACUAAUAAACAUGUAGUUAGACAUGUUUGGACACACAGGAAUAUAGGGGUUGAGGGAUCUGCUCAAUGAGUUUACGUGCUAGAGGGAGUGGGGUAAAGUGACACAAAAGGUAAGGAUAGUAAUUAUAGAUGCAAGAGAGGAAUCAGUGGGGAGCUAUUAACAGUUUAAUUGAUACGCUUUUAUGAAGAAGUGGGUUUUUAACAAUAACGCCUGCCCCCACCCACCAAUCCCCAUUUAUUGGGAAACAUUGGAUUAGCAGUGAUCACUGUCAUGGAUAGAAGUAAGAUGAGGCAUGUACUCUAGUUAGGUAUGUACUCUAACAUAAAGGUUUUAGUGCUCCUUUAAAGGGAUUCUAUAGUGCCCUCCUCCCGCGGGGUUGAAGGGUUUAAAAACCCCUUCAGUCGCUUACCUGAAUCCAGCGCCGAUACUCCUAGGUGCUGGGUCAGGCUCCGCCCAUGCUCCUCCCUGUCCGGCAGGGGAGACCUAAUGCGCAUUUGCAGCAAUGGUCGUGCUCCUAUUAGGAUUUCCCCAUAGACAGCCACUAGAGAAAGAGUUAACCAUUUCUCAGAAACUACAAUUAUUACCGCUGUAAGGGACAUGGGAUGUUGCACCCAGACCACUUCAAUGAGUUGAAGUGGUCUGGGUGCCUACAGUGUCCCUUUAACUUUGACAAAUAUAUAUAUAUUUGUGUGUGUGUAUGUGGACAGAGUGUUUGUCAAUUUUACUAUGAACAUGUAAAAACAUCCAAUAAUUGGCAAAUUAACCCCUUAAGGAUGGAUCCAAUUAUACAAGUUGUGAUCAAAACAUAAACAAAACCUGGAAUUAGCACUAGAUAUCUGUUCAACCGUAAUUCAUUUCUUUCAUAUUAAAUGCACCCACACGUAUUAUAUAUGUGUAUAUAUAUCAUUUUGUUCUGGAGAAAACAGAAAUUUUUACUUACCGUACAUUCUUUUUUUUUCUUAAUAUGGUGGCAGUACAUGUGGGUUUUGCCACUUUCCUGUGGACAAGCAUCUAACAAGAUUAAUUAAAUCAACAAACCCCUCCCCCUUGCCCUAUAAAAGGGCUAUCUGGCAAAACCUACCUCAGUAAGUAGCAAGAAAAAACCACAGAUAAAAUACUGUAAUCAAGAAAAUGUAAUAUAGAGGGAGGGAAGCUGUACUGCCACCAUAUUAAGAAAAAAAAUUUUACGUUAAAUAAAACUUCAUUUUUUUUCUGUCAUAUGGUGGCAGUACAUGUGGGAUAUAGCAAGAUCCCCAACCCGGGUGGGUCCAAUGUCACACCAGGUCGCAACCUUUACGUCCAAAGACCGUUUCAGAGGAUGAGAAUAUCUCUAGCCUGUAGAGUUUAAUGAAAAUGUGGAAAGGCAGCCCAAGACGGUGCCUCACAGAUGUCCACUGGAAGAAACAAGAGCUCUUACUGCCCCUGAGGCAGCCAAUAUCCUAAGUGUAAAGAGCCGUGAGAGAAACUGGAACUUGAAGACCACAGUGAGAAAACUGCCAACCUACUCACUCGUCUGAGUCAAUUGAAACAAAGAAUUGCAGGAAGCACCGUAUCCUUGUAAUUUUUAUUGGAGGAUAACAAACAGAUGGCCAGAAUACCUGAGCUCUUCAGUCCUCGAAGAGAGAUAUUGCAAUGCUCCUUUUAGAUACAAGAAAAAAAUAUUUAAGCCCCAGAGGAGAGGUGGCAUAACCACCAAAAGGAAAGCAGAAACAAACGGUGACUCGUAGUACAAACCCGUAGGAAAAAAAAGAAAGGUUUAGGGUGAAGAACCACCGUGUCCACGAGCAAUACUGAAAAAAAAAAAAAAAAAAUCAUCUGGGGAGGAAAAUGACUGAAGCUCACUGAACCUUCUAGCCGAUGUGAUGGCCCCCAAGAAGGUGGUCUAGAGCAGUGUUUCCCAACCCAGUCCUCAAGACACACCUACCAGUCCAGGAUUUAGGGAUUACCCAGUUGUGUCUAAGGUGUUUUUUUUUCUUCUUUGUAAAAACACCUUAGACACAACUGGGUAAUCCCUAAAUCCUGGACUGGUAGGUGUGCCUUGAGGACUGGGUUGGGAAACACUGGUCUAGAGGAACAAAACAUGUAAGGGAAACCUUUUAACAGGAUCGAAAGAUUGUUACCAAGAGCCAGUAAAAUUAAAGGAUAAAUCCCAGGAAGGAAAAACAGAACUCUAGGAGGAUGUCUGGACCUGGCAGAUUACAAAAAACCUUAAGCUUAACAUAUGGAUGCAAAAUCUUAUUUCAGCAGGAUUCUCAUGAUUGAGGCCUGAACCUCAAAGCAGAAAUCAUUGAAGCCUGCAGAAAAAAUAUCCUGAAGACAUUAAAGCAUGGGUCUACAGAUGGAUGAACACACUGGCAGUGGUGUUCCCAACACCAAUUAAAAAAAAAAAAAAAACCCUUUUUAGAAAGUAGACCUUUUAAAGCAGGAAAUCUAGUUGAUCAAAGCAACACAGCCAAAACUACCUUCUUGCAGACCUAGAUGAUGAAGAAGUAACUUAGCAAUAGCCAGGCCAUUAACCUGGACCUCUACAGAACCACUAGAGUAGAUUCCUAUUCAUCAUGAGAUCGUUCGAGAUUGGAAGCUACCACUGUGUGGAGGCCAUCUUCUUGAACGUCGGGAACCAGAACCUCGUAUGGCCAGAAUGGAGUAAGAACCAGGAUAAGGCUCCGACAGCCCUAAUGUUCAAAGACAACUUGGAAAUAGCGGAAGAAAGACGCAUGCCAGCCUGACAUUACAUUACAAUGAGUGUUUUUGGCUUGCCAACAGGGCCAUGUCUGUAACACCAAAUUUCCUCUCCAGAUUGUAAAAAUUACAAGGAUCAAACUUUCUGAUUCCAAUUUCCUUUUCUGAGCUCGACGGCUAUGUCAUUGUCAAUUGAACUGCCGAAAUAUCUACUAGAUAAUUUUGCACCUCAGCAAGAUAACCGCAUGCAGGCGAGAAAGAGCGCCUACUCUGGUUCCUCUCUGCCGGUUGACGUAUCAAAAACUUUGUACAAGUGUCCGUAUGAAUCUUUACGGCUUUCCGCCGUAUCCAUGGACUGAAGAGAUGAAGGGCAGGAAGUACAACUUUAAACCCGAAAUCUGCGGAUUCUCCCUUAACCAUUACCACGAAACAUGUGACUAGAUAAGAGCAUCUGUAGUGAUACCCAACAAGAUCAUUAGACGGAAGACAAGCCUCCUGAAAGGAACUCUAUCUAAUUCAAAAAACUGAUCCGCUACAACCAACUCCCUUACUUUUAUGAUAGGGGAGAGAAAACCAACAAUGUGUUUGACUUGAACACUAGAUCUAGGAACUCUUUUGAAUAAGAACUAGAAUUUAUUGAUUGCCGGUAGAAUCGUCAGCGUCACAGAAAUGUUUCCCUCUGUUUGCUCCGUCUGAUCUCCAAUAAAUUUUUUUCUUUUACAAAAAUCGCCAUUUUUUACACAUUUACUUUCUUUAGAAAGUACAGCGGCCACACUCUGUAAUCUCCUGUUUCAAAUUAUCGGAAUUUGCUCAGUAUAUUCUUAGUCUCUAAAUUGUGUUAAAAUUUUCUUCAAGUGAGACCCAAACAGCUUCUUCUUACCCAAGGGAAGCUCACAAAGGACCGAUUUUGAUGCGGUAUCAAUCCUCUAUGAUCUCAACCAUAAACUACCAAACAUCCACAGUCAUAAAGAGAAAAGGGGAUUUACCUUUGACAACUGCAAAUUCUGGAACGAUUGGAGCAGAGGUUAAUCCUGUCUCCAGGAAUUAUGUUCUGCAGUGCGUUGAGCAAAAAAAGGAAAACAAAAACAAACCAAAAAAACAAUAUCUCCGGUUAUGGCAGCUCCUGCUAGUAAAGCUGUCUGAUAGGUUUGCCCUGAAAUCACAUACCUUGUGGGUGUCUCUUAACCGUCCAUAACGCCCCGAGAUAUCAGUCACAUAUACGGAAUCUGUUCAAACAGAAAGCAUACCUAGUCAACAUGUGCUAUAUACCAAGGUUACGCAGCUCCUGUGGAUACAUAUACCGAGGCGGCGUCCUCACAGAAGCUCAUAUAUAGAGCCUAAUAAGGAUACAUGAACUGAGGCAGUAACCUCCUGGUAACUCAUCCAUAGAGCAUCGAGUGAAGACAUAUACUGAGGCCCUGUCUUCCCAGUACCUCAUACAUAAAGCAUAUAGAGGAUACAUAUACAGGAGGUUAUGUUCUCAUAGUAACUAUAGCCUAGGGCAUUAUACUGAGGCUGUGUUCUCAGAACUCAUACAUAAAGUAUAUAAAAGGUACAUCUACCGAAAAACUGAACCCUCAUAGAAACUCAUAUAUAGCGCAUAUAAUGGCUACAUCUACUGAAGCAAAGUCCUCACAUAAACUCGUCAUAUAGUGGAUACAUAUACAGAGGCUGUGUCCUCAUAAUAACUCAUACAUAGAGCAUAUCGUGGGUGCAAAAAAGGUACAUCUACCGAAAAACUGAGUCCUCCUAGUAACUCAUACAUAACGCCUAUAGUGGCCACAUAUACUGAAGCAGAGUCCUCACAUAAACUCGACAUAGAGUAUAUAGUGGAUACAUAUACAGAGGCUGAGUCCUCAUAAUACUCAUAGCAAAUAGGGCCAUGUCUGUAACACCAAAUUUCCUCUCCAUACUGAGUCCUCACAGUAACUCCUAAAUAGAGCAUAUACGGAGGCUGAGUCCUCCUAAAAACUCAUACAUAGCGCAUAUAAUGAAUACAAAUACUGAAGCAGAGUCCACACUUCAACUCGUCAUAGAGCAUAUAGUGGAUACAUCUACUGAGGCUGAGUCCUCAUAGAAACUAUACAUAGCGCAUUAAGUGGAUACAUAUCAAGGCGUCAUAGAACAUAUAGUGGAUACAUUUAUAGAGUUUUUGUCCUCAUAAAAACUCAUACAAAGAGGCUAUAGUGUGUACACAUACUGAGGCUGAGCCCUCAUAGAAACUGGUGCCUGGAAUCCCUCUCACCUUUAGAUUACGCUGUCUUGCGUUAUCUUCCAGCUGCUCCACUUUGGCACUCAGUAAUGUGCACUGGUCGGUUAGGUCUUGGUCUUUGGGUUGCAGUUGUGUAAGUCUUAGGCCUUUAAUGUCGUCUUCUGUAGCUUGAAUGCUGCCAGACAGUGUGCCAAGUUCUUUCUUUAGUAUGCCUAUCUUAGAUGCAAAAAAGACUAAGGUUGGCCACCAUGGUGUCUAAAUACUGUUUGGUGGCUACUGGAGGUUCCCUUCUGACAAGUGACAAGGCUCGGUUGCCCCCAGCUGAGGUAACAGCUUGUCUUUCUCGUCAGAGUCUGGGGAUAAUCCUCGAGGUAGGUCUGGGAAUGUGUCCGCCAUCUUGGGCCUUGGAGGUCAUGAGAGGAGUAGUCCAAUAUCGUGGAUUUGUCCUCCGCUAGACCCUCAAGACUUUCGGAACUGUUUCUGCAUAGCAUUCUCAGAGUGGUGCUGUUGGAAGACAGAAGUCACUCUUUUUUGCAGUAAGGUAUCGCUUUAAUGCAGGCCGCUUGCCAGAGCUCAGGACUCAUGCGGCUGAUCAGAGUACUGGCAGGCUGCUGCGCCCCCUAGGUCAGGUUUUUUGUUUAGUUUUUUCUUUUAACUUCCUGACCAGUUUUUCUCUUUAGUAGUACAGAAAAAUAUAUCUUGUUUAUUUUUCAAAAAAAUACAUUACGGUAAAAUAUGGCAUGUAGUAAAGUAUAGUGACACUUUAAGUAACUAUAAUGACACUGUCAUUAAGAUGAUUAAUGCAUUCAUCCAAAAUGGUCACGUGUUAAGUACUGUGGCCGUGCCCCCCACCCUUGGCUUAGUAAUAGUGAAACUAUAGUUUACUGGCUGCCAUAUAUUUUUUUUGUAAUAAUAAAGAAGAUAUAUUUUUCCUACACCUUUGUAUCAACUCCGCUUUGAGUGCAAAGAAUAUUUCAUUUGUGCAAUUUCAAUUUUUAGAUGACCCUAUAAUUGCAGUGUGGAGAGAUGCCGCAGGAGCAGUGAGUACAAAUUAUGUGGCUACAUGGAAUGUAUAACAUAUAGUUACGGAAGUACAGAUGGACUUGUUUGCUGUGUAUGACAUAAGGUUCUCUCUGUAUCGACCUACUAUUGUGAUAUUUUCAGGGGUAUGUGUAGGUUAGAACCAGUGCUGAGCUGUGGACAAUGUGUUUUUGCCAUGGAUCUCUGGCGUGGUUCAUAAAUACACAGUUUAUUUGGUGAAAUACAGAUGUACAACUUGACUAUUUUUUAAUCUACUUAACAUACACUUGUUAUGACUAACAUGACUUUGUGCCUCACUGUAGAUGGCAAAAUUAUACACUUUGCAAACGUGCUUGUGAAUGAAAAUAUAGAAACACAUAACAUGGCAACUUUAAUUCUAUUUCUACAGCCGGGCACCUGUAAUGAGGUCAGCACCACCUCCUGCAGCUCGUCCACCUGCCCCUGUAGCUGCAGCUCCUUCAGCAGUUGGACCUGUAGGGGCACCCAGGCAACCAGGUCUGAUGGCACAGAUGGCUACCACAGCUGCUGGAGUGGCAGUGGGCUCUGCUGUGGGACACACACUUGGGCAUGCCAUUACAGGAGGUUUUGGUGGAGGAAGCAGUUCAGAGCCAGCAAGGAACGACAUCACUUAUCAGGUAAUAUAAAUAUACUAAAAUAUUUGCUUGAUGUUGUAGGUACAAAUACCAAAAUGUUGUCAGGCAAACUCUAGUGGAAAUAAUUACAAAAAGAUAAUAGAUUUGCCAUUUAUGUGGACUUUAUUAGACUUCGGCAUCUUUCCUUUUUUUUUUUUUUUUUUAAAGAAUGCAGAUUUGUCUGAAUUUCGUGCAGUUCAUUUGUACAAAACACAAAUUAAGUAAUUUCAGCUUGCUCAAAAUGAUAGAAAACAAAGUUAUCGUAGACAUGUGCAUGCACAGCUCAUAUUCAAUCCUGUAGUUCACUUCUAGGUGCUAAUUGCAGCACCCGCUUUUUGUACAGGGUUAGUGUUUAUUAGCUUGAGCUAUCCUCUGACAAUGAGUGCAAAACUUGGAUCAUAUUGAUAUUGCCAAGUAGGAAAUGUUAAAUCCAGCUGUCUGACGUAGGACUGUGUUUACUAUCCCUGCUAUUGCAUGCUGCAUUGCUGUAUAUUUAGUUGGUUUGCACUAUUUUUUUUUCCCAAAAAAAAUUUCAAUAGUGCCUGCAAGUAUUAUGCACUGAACUUCUCUUUUACUUUAUUAGUACUGGAUGGAUUCAUGGUUCUCCUAAUUUACAUAUUUUUUCUUAUCUAAUAAUGUAUCCUUUAUUUACUGAUAUUCACAGGAACCAGCUCCUUCACAGCCAGUGUAUCAGCAGCAGCAGCAGCCCCAGUAUACACCCUGCCAGUACGAGCUCAAGCAAUUCUUAGAGUGUGCUCAGAACCAGAGUGACCUGAAACUAUGUGAAGGAUUCGGAGAGGUGCUGAAACAAUGCCGCUUUGCAAAUGGUGAGUUUCCAUGCAUUCAUAAGUAGAUACAGUAGAAUCACAUACUACGGUGAAAUUUAUUAAAGCAAAAACCUGUGGCAUUCUGAGGCAAAUUGAAAAUAGGGAGCAAUCACAAUGCAAACCAGUAGAAUAUCUUAACAUGUCGCACCAGUUUUGCCUUUUAAAAUCUCUCCAUACAAGCUCUGUUUUCAUUCUGUUACUGACACAAAGCAAUUUGCAUCGUGGCGCCUAUUGAGUCCCUUUAAUAUAUAAAGGAUAAACUACACAGUGUUACAACUUCACAAAAUCUGGAAGGAGCAGAGAUAUUGUGAAGCUGAAACAGUUGCUGCUUCACGGAAACUCUGCUCCUGACAGAUCUUAUAUAGAUUGACUUAAUUUAGUACAUGCGGGGAAUCACAGAAGCUGUGCUCUGACUCACUAGAGCAAACCAAAACUGUGAGUUGAGCCUUAAUGAGGCAUGCGCCUGCCGCAACUGCAGACCUCACGUUCCCACAAACUUGUCUUGCCCAGCUGUUUGCACCAUGGCAUGGCUAAAUAUAAAAAAAAAAAAAACCCAAAAAAAACCUUCCCGGGUGUCAGGCGAUAAGAAUUCCACAUGCCUGCAUAUGGAAUUGUUGUACUUAAUGUGAAUAUUUCGGUAAAUGAAAUUUGCAAAAAGGGUUAGUUUUAUUUUUUCUAUGUGGUGUGUGCAUUGGGGGUUUAUAUUAUCAACCACAUUAGGGAAAGUGGUUUAUCCCGUCAUUUGCACAACGCUGUUGUGUGAUCCUAUAUCCAUUAAAUAUUUCAAAGUAACCUUGGUUGUGUAGAGUGACGGGGCAAGUAUGUUUGUCGACAUAAGGAUCUAAUUAUCAUAUUGCCAAGUAUAUUGAAAUUGUUUUCUUUGAUUGCAAAACUGUGUAUGCCCAAAUCUUGUAAUCUUUUAUUUAAUGAUCUUCUUGUGCAUCCUUCUUUCUAGGCUUAUAAGUGCAUUUGCUAAGAGAUAAUAGGAUACUCGCAUUGAGGAGGAGAAGCUUUGGAAUCAACAGCAUGACCCAGACAAACUAUAACAAGAUUCUACAGUCAUUCAUUGAAUGGUUACGCCAUUGGCAAUUAGUAGUAAUUAUGCCUAUUGAUACAGGAGAAAAUGACGGGUAGGGUUUGCACACAUGCAACUGACGCACAACUGUAAAAGAGUGGACCAGAGAGAAAGAUCUGUUUCACAGGAUAUAUGUAUGUCACUAGGCUGUCUUUCCUUUUUUUUUUUUUUUUUAUUUAAAUAAAUUCUUUUCCAAACUCUUG